GCUCGUCCCGGGGCAGCCGGGCCGAGAGGGCCUUGCGUCGCGAGAGCGGGCGCAGUCCCGCGCGGUCCUCCGGUGCAGGGCCGCGGGCGGGCCAGGAGCCCGGGUUCGGUGCGGCGGAUACCCCAGUCCCUGGCAGUCCCCCGAGGCUCACAGAGAGUCUCUGCGGAGCCCCGCCACGCGAAGAUGUUCAUUUGAAGGAUCAGAAAUGGGUGUUUAUUGCACAGACCCUAUGGGUUGGCUCCCUGCCUCCAUGUCUCUGGGCAAAGGACAUUCUCUGGGUCCACGAGGCAGGGUGGCCACUGCCGCGGGUGUGGAUGUGCCUGACAAGAUGAAGAGCCGAAUCCCAGUGGUGCUCCUGGCCUGUGGCUCCUUCAAUCCCAUCACCAACAUGCACCUGCGCUUGUUUGAGGUGGCCAGAGACCACCUACAUCAAACAGGAAUGUACCAGGUGAUCGGGGGUAUCAUCUCUCCUGUCAAUGACGGCUACAGGAAGCAAGACCUCGUGGCUGCCCACCACCGGGUGGCCAUGGCCCGGCUGGCCCUGCAGACGUCCGACUGGGUCCAGGUGGACCCCUGGGAGAGUGAGCAGGUGCAGUGGAUGGAGACAGUGAAGGUGCUGAGGCAUCAUCACAGUGAACUGCUCAGAUCUCUGCCCCAGACGGAAGGCCAGGACCACGGCAGGGCUUGCUCCGUGGCCCCCACAGCUGUGCCCGAGCUGAAGCUCCUCUGCGGGGCAGAUGUCCUGAAGACCUUCCAGACCCCCAACCUCUGGAAAGAUGCACACAUCCAGGAGAUAGUGGAGAAGUUUGGCGUGGUGUGUGUGAGUCGGACAGGUCACAACCCAAAGGAAUACAUCUCAGGCUCGCCCAUCCUGCGCCGCUACCAGCACAACAUUCACCUGGUCAGGGAGCCCGUGCAGAAUGAGCUCAGCUCCACGUACAUCAGGCGGGCCCUGAGCCAGGGGCACAGCGUCAAGUACCUGCUCCCAGACGCUGUCAUCAGCUACAUCAAGGACCACAACCUCUACACCAGGGACAGUUCCUGGAAAGGCAGCAGCACCCAGAGGAAUGAAGGAAAGACAGACUAGGGAGAGUUAGCCACUCCUCCACAGAGCUUCUCCUGACGAAAGGGCAGUUAAGGUCUUUGGCUUUUUUUUUUUUUUUUAAGGCAAUGAGUUUAUUUCAGAGGAGUCUUCUGGCCCAGGAAGAGAGAGCUUCUUUUGGGAGAAGGAGCAAGUGCCUCUGUCAAAGCAGUUAAAAGGGCGUGGCAGGUCACUAGAACUAGAGGACAGCUCUCAGAACCUGUCGCCGCAGAGGCCUCCUUAUUCGGUAACCGGUGACUGGGGCAUACGCACUGAAGGCAGUUCUGCGCCAGGCAGGGCCCCUGAGGGUCAGAUCAGAACUGCCCACACACGUUUGCUAACUAGGACCAGGUGCAGCAUGCUGGUCUUGAUUAGAGAGACUUGACAGGACGCUAAUUACCAAACAGUGGGCUUUGUCAACGCCUUGUUCCAACAGAAUAAUACUAAUUGAGGAGUCAGAAAUUUGGAAGCCGCUCUUUGCCGAUUUACAUUGAAUCUUCCCUCAAGAACCACCGUCUGCCUGCCUAAGCUGUAGAUACCAUUUAAACUAAAAUCUUUCUAAGGAGUGACCCUCAAACAAUAUUUUUGAUACGGCAGAUAUCUUUAACACGACUUCUUUUAUAAAUGCCAGGGCUCCUGAUUUCCAGGUUUCUAAAAAGGAACUGAGGUAAAACAGAUGCCUUGGCUGUUUUAGAGGAUCUUUUUGAACGUUUUAUGACUGCCUGCCUGUUUGAAUAUUGGCAAAGGGAUAAAUAAUAAAUUGACAUCAAAAAAUACUAAUGAAAA
This is a messenger RNA of Callorhinus ursinus (northern fur seal), 1867 nucleotides long. The record is from RefSeq and is a predicted model, not a curated record. NCBI's taxonomy places the organism in Eukaryota, Metazoa, Chordata, Mammalia, Carnivora, Otariidae.